CCGCGGGCGAGUGUGGACGCGUAUCGACGGCCCUCUCAGUGGGUACCCGUGAGGGGCAGUGAGCGCCCCGCCUCGCUUCAUCUCCUUGCCCUGGGAUGUGGCUGCCCCCUCACGGCGACAGUCACACCUCCUCCCUACGACGCUCUCCUGUCUCAGAAACAUAGUGAAAGACAGAAUGAACGAGGAACUCUCAGAAACGAUUAUUAAAAGUGAAGGGUGAUUACUAGGAAGAACGUGACAGAUAUACACAAGUUUCCCCUUCACGUGGAAAACAGUGUGAAUAUACCAUAGGUCUAUAUAAUAUAUUUCCCGUGAGAAAUAUACCAGCUGGGAGAUAUAUAUACGUGAGAAGGAAAGAGAAUUUACACGUUGCUAGAAAUGUAUAAAUGACUGAAUACCUGAUACUAUAAACGUUUGAACUUGAUGGUGAUGUGAAAAAAAAAACAAUUGAAAACUAUAGACGAAUAAAUUUCAUCUCAUAAAUAUUAAUUAAAAACUUUGACCCAAUAUUUUAAAAAGUCGUCAAAAUUACUGAACAUUUAAUCAUAAAAACUGUGUAUAUAUUUGGAUGUGUUUCAAUUUUAUGUGAACUAAAAGACAUAAUUUCGUCCUUUUUCCUAAACCUGGAACAGUGAAAAUUCGGUCAGACAAACACCGUAUUAGACCGACGCAGCUGAUCCGUAUUACACCAACCCAGUGACUAGGUUUUUGUGGGGUGGGAAAAAGAAACUGAAAAUCAUUCUCUGACAACACAAUCAAGAUUAGGCCUACCCUAGUGAGGCCUAUCUCCUUGACGAUCUUCGUAUUGUGGAUUAAAGACUUCAUACACAAGACACGACUUGUGAGGAGUGUUGGAACCAGGGGAGGCGUCCAUGGAGGCUACGUAGCGUCUACAGGACGCCCACAUAACGCACAUAUGGCGUCCAGUCGCCGUCCAGCUGGACCUCUCCUUCGCCUUCUGCUUCUAUCGUCCUGGGAAUAAAAUAUGUGCCACAAACAUGGGCUGGGGACGACACACCUCGGCUCCUGCGGGCGUAUUGCGUCUGCUGCACUUUUCCCCAUGCCUGCGCCCGCACGAGACGUCUCUCAGAGGAUUCGAUGUUUCACAACAGGUCUCUGGCUUGUGAGACAGGACUCAGAGACCUGUGAAAAUACUACUAACGACAAGACAGUCAGUCCGGGCUCCGACACUGUCAUGUUUUUAAGGAGUCGGGACCUGUACUGCACCCUGAGAGUCCGUCGGGUGUCACCGGGAAUUUUGGUCCCGGUGAACCACAGACCAGCCUCAGAAACUCAGAGAAUCGAGGAAAAAGCACAGCAGACAGCGGAAGAAAAGCUGGCGUCGAGGUUCAGCGCGCGUCCACCAUGGCGGCACCGUCGCCUUGCUUCCUUGCCCUCCCUGACGCUCUUCAUCAUCUUGAUGGCUGCCAUCCUGCGCCCAGUCUUGGCCUGCCCUGCUGCCUGCACCUGCACUACACCCUCCACCCUCUCCAGAAUAAGCGGGCAGGUCGGCAGGGAAGGUCGGAAGGCGCGAGCCGGGGUGAGGAUGGCGUGUGUUGGCGCAGGACUGUCUAUGGUGCCGCGCCUAGAGCAACUCGACGGCCUUGACCCUGCCACCGUCACCAGCCUUGACCUGAGCAAUAACAACCUUACAAGUCUCCCUGACCUGAUCUUCAGCGACUUCCCGGGUCUCCAGUACCUGAAGCUCUCAGGCAACCGCAUCAGCAGUGUGUCGCCAAAGGCCUUCCAUCGUUUGCCUCUUCAAAACUUAUACCUGGACAACAACCAUCUGUCUGGUCUCCUGACGGGGUCGUUGCCGACAAGAAUGUUGGAGCUCUCUCUGGAGGAUAACUUCUUCAGUAGUGUCCCACCCUCCGUCACCCCCCUCACCAACCUCCAGUUCCUGAACCUGGCACGGAACAAGAUCUCUGGGCUGCGCGUGGGUGAGCUCCAGGGUCUACGCAGUCUCACCUCUUUGUCGCUUCAUCAGAACAAGAUCACGACAAUAGAAGAAGCAGCUCUGGAGUCUCUCCCUCAGCUCCAAGUCUUAGACUUGACUGAGAAUCACUUGGUGGAGGUGCCGGCAGCCAUCCUCCGUUGUUCUCAACUGACUCGCCUGUUACUAGGCAACAACCAGGUGACGUAUCUAGGUGAGGGAGUGUUUACAGGUCUGGCCAAGCUGGAGCAGGUGGUGAUCCAGGGGAACCCACUCCUCACCGUGCACCAAGACGCCUUCACUCACCUGCCCUCCCUCACCAAGCUGAUCCUGAAGGAGACGCGAGAGUUGACGGACUUCCCUUCCCUCAACGGCACUUACAACCUGGAGAUGCUGAGGAUAGACAGGGCGGCCCUUACCUCCGUCCCUGACCACCUGUGCUCCUUCACCCCCAAGCUCAGGAGUCUGAACCUCCAUCUAAACUCCAUCAGUGACAUCCCAGUGUUGGAAGGCUGCCACCACCUCAAGCUCCUUGACCUGAGCGACAACGCCCUCAGUAGCCUGGGUCACGGCAGGCUGACAGGGGCUCCCCACCUUCAGGAUCUGCUCCUGCAACACAACAGGAUCACACACGUCCCCGCUGACGCCUUCUUCGGCCUCCCCCACCUCCAAGUCCUGGCGCUUCAACAGAACCAGAUCUCUCAGAUAGAGGAGGACGCCUUCCUGCCGCUGAUCAGCUUGGAGGACAUUAACCUGGGCGACAACGUGUUCCCGAAGCUGCCGCAGAGAGGGCUGGAACACGUCCUGUCCAUCAAGGUGCAUAACAACCCUUACCUGCGAGAAUUCCCAGGGCCCGAGAGUUUCCCGAAGGUGCACACCCUCACCCUCUCCUACGCCUACCACUGCUGCCCCUUCCUCAGCCUGGAGGUGGACACGGCGGAGGAUCAGGAGGUGUACAGGAUACAGGAGGACGUGCUGUUCAAUGUGUCGGACUUCCAAGACAUUCACCCCGGCCUCUGGAACAUCUCUCGCCCUUGGCCCCAUGAUGAAGACUUGGAUAAGUUUGAAUCGGUGUGGGCUAACUUGGCAGAUGCCUUCUCCCUAGCCGGCACCACAACCACCACCACUACUACUGACCUCCCGUCGACCUCCACUAACAUCGCCUCUACCACGGCCGGGUCUUCGUCAUCACCAUCACCACCUUCGUCUUCGUCAUCACCACCACCACCACCACGUCAACACCAUCUGGCUCUUCCCGUCACGCCAUCCAUUCGAAUCCGGCCUCAGUGCAUCCCUUUGCCAGGACCGUUCAUGCCGUGUCGUGACCUGUUCGACUGGUGGACACUGCGGUGCGGGGUGUGGAUUGUGUUCCUGCUGGCGCUAAUGGGGAACGGUGUGGUGGUGGUGGUGCUGGUGGCCGCUUACGCCAAGAUGGACGUACCUCGCUUCCUCGUCACAAACCUCGCCCUCGCUGACUUCUUCAUGGGCGUGUACCUCGGGUUCUUGGCCGUGGCAGACGCCUCAACGCUUGGGGAGUUCCGUAUGUAUGCCAUCCCGUGGCAGAUGUCCCCGGCGUGCCAAGUGGCCGGCUUUCUGGGAGUGUUGAGCUCAGAGCUCUCUGUGUACACGCUGGCUGUCAUCACACUGGAGAGGAAUUACGCCAUCACACACGCUAUGCACCUGCAGAAGCGAUUAUCCCUCCGGCAGGCUGCUUACAUCAUGGCCGUGGGCUGGGUCUUUGCAAUCACCAUGGCGGUUCUGCCACUCGCUGGGGUCUCUGACUAUCGCAAGUUUGCUGUCUGUCUGCCCUUCGAGACUGACGGCGCUGGUCUGGGUUACGUUGUGUUCCUGAUGUUCAUCAAUGGCGUGGCCUUCCUCAUUCUAAUGGGGUGCUACUUCAAGAUCUACUGUGCCAUCCGCGGCUCACAGGCAUGGAAUAGCAAUGACUCGCGCAUUGCCAAACGCAUGGCACUCCUUGUCUUCACAGACUUCAUCUGUUGGGCGCCCAUUGCUUUCUUUUCCCUAACUGCUGCCUUUGACAUUCAUCUUAUCUCCCUUGAGGAAGCGAAAGUGUUUACUGUGUUCGUAUUACCUCUCAACUCCUGCUGCAAUCCUUUCCUCUACGCUCUCUUGACUAAGCAGUUCAAGAAAGAUUGUGUCAUGUUGUGUAAGACCAUUGAAGAGUCGCGCGUGACAAGAGGCAUCGGCCGCUGUCGCCACUCGUCCAACUUCAGCAACCGUCAGACGCCCGCCAACACAAACAGUGCAGUUGAUCACACCUCGCAGGGAGACAAACAGUCGUGCAGCUGCAAAGGUAAACAAGAAAAGAAUAAACGUCCUCGAUGGACUUUCAUCUCACUAAAAUACCUCUUAUGCACUAAGGGGGCGGAGGAAAUCACCUCAUCCAGCGACACCAGUUACCAGACGGACCCCGCCCAGCACCGAGGGCCCCGACACACUUCUCUCUCCAGCGACACGUACAGCGGCUCUUGGUCAGACACUUGGCGCCGAGGCCGCGGCUCCACCACACUGAGGAUGAUGGACCGUCGUCGCCACAAUUCUUGGGCAGCAUCCAACAAGCCCUCGCAGGAGAGUAGUUUGUCGUCGUCUCGGCCAGACUCCUCGGCCACCUCAGCAUCGACAGCCACCUGGCGCAUCUCUCGCUCAUCUGUGUCGUCGGAUACGUCUAACAGCAGCGGUAGGGUGAAGACCAGUGAGCCCGGUGGUCCAUCUAGGUUAGGAUCAUUGCGGAGAGGCGAUGGACGCGGGUUUGGACCAACACGUCAACUCAGCCAGAGUCAAUUCGUGAAAGAGACGCCAUGUACUCGGCCGCCGCCUGUCCGCCCCAAGCCUCGCCUACAGCGUCAGGGGGCCGUCGAGAGAGAGGCAUACACACCAGGUAAGGAAAACAGUGGCCUGGAGAGCCCUCCCUGCCCUCUGCACCUGCGGCCAGAUCACCUGUCUUGUGUGUAUGAACAGAGCCAUGAAGAUGACAACAUGGCGGCUGGAACCAGUCCUGGUGCUGGCCUGCCAACACAACCAACACUUCUCCUCAGUCCGUGUAGUCUCGACACUCCCAUGGAUGACGACGUCUUCACUGACCCUCCCGACGAGGAAAUUCAAGUUCCAGUUGGGUCUUCUCCCUCCCACAGGCAGGAGAUUACUCUUGUGAUGCCUACUGAAGAGGCCAAUGAACCGGCAGCCACUGAGAACACAGCACUCAUGGCAGAAGGCGACACUGACGCUGAAAAGGAAACUUCGAAGGAACCUCAGUCGAACAAAGUGUUGGAGACGCACUUCCCACUGGAAGCCACUUUACCGGAGGUGCGGCCAUUGAUCUAACGUUAUCCACGCUAGACCUUCCCUCCUCUUGGCUCUACUGAGACUACUAGAUCUAAGGUUCUGGCUGCCUGGAACAUCCCCCCUCCUCCCUACAGUAACUUGGCUGUCUGGAACACACCAUUUCCAGCAGUAAACUUCCAUCCCUGACACCAUGACCUCCUAGACCUGCCCUCCUAUUCCUUCCGAAAUCUGCAACGCUUCCAGGCCCAACAGAGGAUCUGGCUUUCCCAAGCCUUGAUGCAUCUUGAGUAGCAUCUCCAGGGACGAGACUACAGCUGCAUGGAAUGAACUGCCUCUGUAGCACCUCCAGGUCUGAGGACUUAGACUCCUGGCGAGCCUCUACUCUCAGCUCCAGAGGUCAAAGCCUCACACCAACCAGUAGCGUCAUCUCGAGCAAGUACAGCAUUGCCGUCACCCAAGCCAAAGAACUGUAGUGUAAGUCGUGUAUUCAGUAGAUGUUUGUAUACUCUGUGUCUUUAACAUUUUAUGAUUAUUUAAUGAGCUUUUAAAAAAGAGAGCUAAUAAAUUAUUUACAUUUA
This is a messenger RNA of Homarus americanus (American lobster), 5817 nucleotides long. Its product is annotated as leucine-rich repeat-containing G-protein coupled receptor 4-like. Gene Ontology annotation, cellular component: membrane. The coding region runs from base 986 to 5278 and encodes 1430 amino acids. The transcript has 20 exons. Lineage: Eukaryota; Metazoa; Arthropoda; Malacostraca; Decapoda; Nephropidae. The record is from RefSeq and is a predicted model, not a curated record. Gene Ontology annotation, molecular function: protein binding; protein-hormone receptor activity; G protein-coupled receptor activity. Gene Ontology annotation, biological process: G protein-coupled receptor signaling pathway.